Molecule: messenger RNA, 4804 nt
Organism: Leptonychotes weddellii (Weddell seal)
Lineage: Eukaryota; Metazoa; Chordata; Mammalia; Carnivora; Phocidae
Source: RefSeq, a predicted model, not a curated record
AUGAGAGUGUUAGGGGAGUAUUACUACCUCUUAGAUAAGGACACACCAGAGGAAAUCCUAACCAAGCUCUACAAGUUACUUAUGAAUGCCUCGGUUUCUUCAGAAACAAAAGCCUGGUUAAUCGCUGCUGUUACCAAGUUGACAUCCCAAGCACACUCUUCUAACAUAGUCGAGAGAUUAAUCCAGGAAUUCACCAUAUCUUUGGAUACUUGUAUGAGACAGCAUGCAUUUGAAUUAAAACACUUACGUGAGAAUGUGGAACUUAUGAAGAGCUUGCUUCCAGUUGAUAAGAGCUGUGAAGACAUGGUGGUAGAUGCUUCUUUAUCUUUUCUGGAUGGUUUUGUGGCCGAAGAACUUAGUCAGGGGGCAGCACCUUACAAACCUCACCACCAACGGCAGGAGGAAAAGCUUUCUCAGGAAAAAGUUCUCAAUUUUGAACCAUAUGGACUCUCCUUUUCUUCAUCUGGCUUCACUGGACGACAGUCUCCUGCUGGCAUUUCUCUUGGUUCAGAUAUAUCUGGGAAUAGUGCAGAGACCGGGCUGAAAGAGACAAAUAGCUUGAAGCUGGAAGGUAUAAAGAAACUGUGGGGGAAAGAGGGUUAUCUUCCCAAGAAGGAAGGCAAAACUGGGGAUGAAACUGAAGCUCCGCCCGUUCCUCAGGAGAGUAUAAUAAUGGAGACUGUAGACCAAACUAUAAUAAAAAAAGACCAGUGUCAAGUCCUUAUCCAAUCUAAAGAGGAGAAAGAAAAGCAGCUGCUGGCAUCAUCAUUAUUUGUUGGGCUAGGAUCAGAAAGUACAAUCAAUUUGCUAGGAAAGGCAGAUACCGUAUCUCACAAAUUCAGAAGGAAAUCAAAAGUCAAGGAAACCAAAAGUGGAGAAACAACUGGUGCUCAUAAUAUGACCUGUUCUUACUUUAGUUCUUCGUCAAAUGCAACUUAUGAAGAUGAUUAUUAUUUGGAUACUUUGCAGGAUAGAGGAGACAAAGAAUUAAAUAAACUUUCUCUCAACUCUGAACUUUUGGAUUCUGAGUCACUCACAGAGCUGCCCUCAGUUGAGAAACUCUCCAAUUGCAAGCUGUCUUCAUCACCUUCUUUGUUUACUGAUAACAGCAUGGAAGGUUUUCAGCCUCCUCAGUCCACUGCACCCUCAGUUGCUAAUGAAACCUCUUUAGCUUCUUCUUUGCUGGAAGAAACUUCUGAACACAUGCAUUCAGAUCUUGUGGAGGUCUGUCAUAAUGAAACCAUAUCAUUGUCUUCUUACAAAAUUUGGAAAGAUGAUUGUUUAUUCAUGGUCUGGUCAGUUUCUAGUAAGAGUGGUUUGGAAUUGGAAAGUGCUGACUUAGAAAUUGCUCCAGCAGAAAAUUUCAAGAUCACUGAGCAACCUGGAUGCUGCUUGCCUAUAAUAGAAGCAGAAAGCAUCAAAACCUUUCAAUAUAGCGUGCAGAUGGAGAAACCUUUUACAGAAGGGAAUCUUUCUGGUUUUAUAAAUUAUCAGAUGAUGGAUACUCAUUCUGUUCAGCUUGAAUUUUCUGUAAACUUAUCACUAUUAGAUUUCAUUAGACCAUUAAAAAUCUCAACUGAAAACUUUGGCAAACUCUGGUUAUCCUUCGCAAAUGAUGUGAAGCAAAAUGUAAAAGUGUCAGAAUCUCAAGCUGCUCUGCCUUCUGCCCUAAAGACCCUGCAACAGAAACUAAGACUUCAUGUUGUUGAAAUUAUAGGCAAUGAAGGGCUUUUGGCCUGUCAGCUACUGCCAUCCAUCCCCUGCUUGCUGCAUUUUCGAGUUCAUGGUGAUGUAUUAGCCCUGUGGUUCAGAUCCUCCUGCUCUACUCUUCCUGACUGCUUACUGUAUCAGUGUCAAAAGGUGAUGGAGGGAUCCUAGCAGAAGCUCUGCUUAUAUUUUACUCCAUCAGAAUAAAUGGUUUACAUAAAUAAACUUACUUACCAAAGUAAAAACUCUUGGUACUUCUAGUGAAAAUGGGGAUUAUUAUAAGCUGUGGUUCUGUGUGUUUUCUUUAUGAAUCCUGAUCAAGAAAGAUCCCCAAGGAACUGUAUCCUUAACCUUUUACUCAGGAUUGUACAGUACAUUUGGGUCCCCAAAAAAGUGACCUAAACUAAUGUUAUAAACUGCUAAUGAUUUAUAUGUCACUUAGUGUAGAGGGACUGAAAAUAUUUAUUUUGUUAUAAAUAAUUUUAUAGCAAAUUUACUCUAGUGCUAGCUGAUUUGUAGUAAAGCGCAAGUCUCAGUUCUCUGCAUUAAUGGAGGGGAGACAGACAUGGCAUUGAUAAUCCCAAACCUAAUUCAUAUUUGGCUUUGGAAUGCAGUGUAAGCUUUUUGAUAGGCAAGUCAUUACUUUCAAGUAUGUUUUGCUUAGAUCAGUAUUGAACUAAGUUGGCACAGCACACACUAACAGUUCAGGAGAUCCAUGAGCAUGCUGGAUGUUGGGGGGAUUCAAUCUGUGAUAAAGUUUUUAUUAUAGAUAACUGGUUACACAUGCUUGUAGAUAAUUUGGCUACAAAAUUUGUUUUCCCACUUGCAUUUAUUUUUAAAAUUCAAAGUGAAUCACUGUAUUCUUAUUUUAAAAACCCAGAGCCAUUUACAAAAUAUUGUCAUGUGGAAACACAACCUAUAAGAGCACACAGGUAUAAAAGGACUUCUUAGUUAUGGUGAAUAUCUUAGUUGCCAUUUAGGUCCAUUUAGGUCCUUUUGACAAACCAAAUUUUGUGAGUAUAAAUGGCAAAGCCAUCUUAUCUUUCCUGGCUUUUGAAUCCACUAGGACUCAGUGGAUACAACCAAAGCAGUGACUGCUUAAGUAUACCAUACAGGUCCUUCAGCAAAAUAUCUCAUUUUUAUGUUGUAGUUUUGCUUUUAUGGCCUCUGUCAGAACUCUUAUCAGUAAAAGAGGUUAAGCCUAAUAUGAAUGAUGGACCACGAUCUUGAGAUUGUACAUUAAAGUUAAAAACUGAAAUAGUAGUAUUUUAUAAAAUCUUAUGGUGCUGUGGAAAAUAUUCAUUAUUUCACUUUUUCUGACACUUCACCAUGGAGACUGUUCUGGUAAUAUAGUUUUAAGUCAUUGCAGUUAAUUCUCUGGUUAAUUGGUACUGUUUAUCACCCAGGUGUGGAAUUCUGGUUUAAAUUAUCUCACUAAUCAUAGCUGAUGAAGAUACUAGGGGGAUUCCCCGGAGCUGAGAUUUCAUUAGUUUUUCAUGUCUAGUGUUUUCCUCCCUAAAAACUAAAGCACUAUUUUUAAAAAUUAAUUUUGAAGUUGUUCAUUUUUAAAAAGUUAACACCUUGUUAAUUUUAUGCUUUUAAAAACAUGCAGUAAAACCUUGCUACAAGAGCAAUGGUAAGUGACUGGAAUUUCCUGCCUAGGUUUCUCCUUUUGAGUAGAAGAUCAGAUUCAUCUUCAGGUUCCCAGCAGUGUCAUAGUGAAAGGAAUGAGCUCUCUCUGGGGUGUGGCAGACACUGGUGGCUAGACUUAUCAGCUUCUUUUUUAUUUCUACCUCUGUCAGCAAAGCCCCCCUGAUUCUGCUCUUACUCUGACAAAGAAAUAGGACGUACCCUCUCACUUUGUAGAGGAAUGCAGUAUAUGGCAAAGGAGGUGCUUUCAUUUUUUUCUGUCCUCCUGUGUGCUUACGUGAUCACCAAAACUGGGUUGAGUACAGAGCAGUGGGUGCAAGGUGCCCAGCAAGCAGACGGACAACCACCUGGGAGAGAUUACAGUGGACUACGGUGCUGCUUGGCUGCAGGGCUGUUCAUGAGUGGCAGCACCAGUUGUCGUGAAAGACGUGGCUUGGCCAACAGAGCUGUCUAAGGGUGGGCCACGUGUAAUGGUAGGUCAGGGCGGGGGGCAUCAUUUUGGCCUGCCAAACGGAACUUAGUGCCACUUUUGUUCUUUCUGAACUCACUAAAUGGAAAGUAGGGUGACAGAGGUUCCACAGAAAUGAUUAGUAGAAUGUUUACAAUGUUUAUAUUUUUAUGGUUUUAAAAACAGUAGGAAAGAGUAAAUAGUAAAGAACUUCAGAGCAGUAUAUAUUCUGCCUAAAUUAAUUCAAAGUUUUAAAUUCUAAAUCAGGCAUCACCAACCUUUUUUGCAUUGCUGGAGCUAUGACUAUAAAGUAGGGAGAAUGAUUUUUGUGGGUAGGUGAUCACGUGAAGGGGCAGCAUCUGGAGUAAGAGCUAUGGUGGGGACGCUCAGCUGUGUGAGAAUGCGGCAAGGGUGAAUCGGGGUGGGGGGGGGCGGCGGAUACAGGGCAGACAGACAGCAAAGCUUUAAGAGCAGGUGAAUGAAGAAGGAUCAGGCUCCCGCCAGAGUAGUCCCUGUGGAGGCGGGCAGAUCAGGCUCAGGGGAAAGUGGGCCCCAAGGAAGGGUCCUGAAAAUGCUGCAGAUGGAAGCUGAGCAGUUAACCAAGUGCCAGUGUGCCAAGCAUGCCAAGCACAGCAUGUUCUCUGUAGAGGGGCAUUAUUUUAAACAGUAACCUACUAGCCUCUACCAAAACAGUUGUGCUGAAAAUGCAGUAUUUCAUUUUUUCCUUUUACUUCAUGUCAGUAAUAUUAUAAAAUACUGAGCUCUUUGUCUUUUUUAUGGAUAAAUGUGGUCUUUGUCUCAUGGUCGUGAGCCACUGAAAGUGCACUGAACCUAUUCACAUGUCUUUAAGGUGUUUUGCUCUGUUAAAAUUUUAGGAGGGAAAAAUGCAAGUGAGAAUGACAGCCUAAUAGGCAUUAAUUACCUUAUUUUGGAGUUGAAUUCUGUAAUUGGAAAAAAUUCAGUUAAACAUGUAAUAAAUACAAAAUGAUCUAUACUGUU